This is a messenger RNA of Verticillium alfalfae VaMs.102, 1197 nucleotides long. RefSeq lists its product as hypothetical. The transcript is spliced from 3 exons. Gene Ontology annotation, molecular function: metal ion binding. The record is from RefSeq and is a predicted model, not a curated record. NCBI's taxonomy places the organism in Eukaryota, Fungi, Ascomycota, Sordariomycetes, Glomerellales, Plectosphaerellaceae. The coding region runs from base 1 to 1197 and encodes 398 amino acids.
AUGGCUGCGGUGGCGACCAACGAUUUUGCGGCGCGCCUCGGAGCUUUCCAGGCUCAAGACGAUCAACGCAUGCAAUGGCUGCGGUUCAGACGCGAGUACUACGCACGACGGGACGGCGGCCAGGGCGCGGCGCGCGAUCUCCAGGCGGCGCUGAGGCAGUACAUCGGGCAGACGAUGCCAGAGCUGUCGGGGCUGCCGAUCGUGCUCAAGGCUUUCGCCAACGCCGACGGGCUCGCGGACACGCUGGUGCGCACAAAGAUGACGCGGUCGUGGAGGGACCUGUGGGAUUUUGCCAUGAGCUUUUCGCAGGCAUGUGAGACGUUUGAUUUUGUCCUUGUCGGCAGUGGCAAGGACAGGGCGGAUGAGAAGAUCAAGGAGCUGUUGAGGCUGUUCCACAAGAAUCCGACGUGCCGUCACGUCAUUUUUGGCGCAUGCCAUGAUAACGGCUACGUUCGCGAACUGGAGAAGCGCUUCCCCUCGCCAGAAGCCAGGGACCGUCUGACACUGCUCGAGUCGUUCCAGGUCGGACGGGAGUAUCGGUCCCUCGGCGUCAGCAAGACCGUCAGGAUGGAGAGUAUUUUCCGCACCGACUUUGUGUCGGGGCCCGUCUCCCCGCUGCUCUCCUCGUCGACAACGGCGAUCAGCCGAAGCCCGACGGCCAGCAGCGGCGGCGUCUCUUCCGAGGGCCACGCCACGCACCAGGCAUCCACGUGGGCUCGAGCAGCAGCGCCGUCUCCGUCUGACGAGGGCGCUGCCCAGCACGGCGGCACUGGCCACACGCUGCUGUCGACCGCGACGGCGCGCAGGUUCCUCGACUUGGAGAGCGGCGCCAUUCUCGUGAAUGCGCAGGGCCAGCGUGUCGAUGCAGAGCUGCCGGCUCUGGCGCCGGGCGCCGCGGCGAGCUGGAACCGCAAGACGAACGAGGGCGGCAUGCGGUUCUGCCGCACAUUCCAGUUGUCGGGCAGGUGCGCCAACAAGGUGGCGUGCGGAUACAGCCAUGCGACGCUGCCGGAGGGGGAGAGGAUGGUGUACCGAUCGAUGAUGCGGCGUCAGAAGUGUCACGUCGGACCGGGCUGCCGGGACCGGACGUGCUGUUACGGACACCACUGCUCGUGUGAGGGCACCAAGUGCAAGUUUCCUGGAGCGCAGCACAGGAUCGACGUUUCUUCGGCUGUGCGCUACACGGCGGCUACGUAA